Molecule: messenger RNA, 1836 nt
Organism: Dicentrarchus labrax (European seabass)
Lineage: Eukaryota; Metazoa; Chordata; Actinopteri; Moronidae
Product: myelin and lymphocyte protein
Exons: 4
Coding region: 72-542 (156 amino acids)
Biological process (GO): myelination
Cellular component (GO): membrane
Molecular function (GO): structural constituent of myelin sheath
Source: RefSeq, a predicted model, not a curated record
AAAGCAGAUUAAAACAGGUUACACAUCUCAUUCUAGAGGAAAUCACACACGCAUACACAGUGUUUUGGAUUAUGGCUUCCACCACCUCAGGUGAUGUUCUGCCCACAGGCGGCAGGAUCUUCACCUCCAUUCCUGACGUGUUCUUCAUCCCUGAGUUUGUGUUUGGAGGUUUGGUGUGGAUCCUGGUGGCAUCGACACGUGUUUUUAUGGAAAACCCUGAGGGCUGGGUGAUGUUCGUCUCCGUCUUCUGCUUCGUAAUGACGACACUCUGGUUCUUCAUCUUCCUCUGCGGAGCCAAUCAAAGCAGCAUCUGGCCCUCCCUGGACGUGGGCUAUCAUUUUGUGGCGGCGGUUUUCUACCUCAGUGCAUCGGUGGCUCUGGCAUACGUCACCAUUCAGUUGGGUGUAUUGUCGCCGAUUCUAAUUGGUGACUCUCUCAAAAUCUACAGACUGACCAUUGCUGCAGUGGUGAUGUCCUAUGUGGCCACUCUUCUUUACUUCCUCCAUGCCAUUUUCUCUGCCAUCCGAUGGAAGAGGUCCUAAAACAACAAAACCAACCCAACCACAAAUUAAAGAAAAGAAGAAACCUAACCAGCUGACCUGUCAUUGGACUAAACACAUAACUUUAUUAUUGUUGUUCUCAGAGUAACUCCUUUGAAUCAAAGUGCCCAAACACUAAAUGAAUGAAUGGGUGGAAAACAAGCAGGUUAUUGAUGAAUGUUAAGUAAAGUAAUGUGAAAUUAAAUGAAAUGAACCUGUAGUUAAAGUUCAAAUGUGUUUGUCAGAAAUAAAUGCGAUAUAAGGAAAGUAGAUGAGUGUAAAAAACUAAUUCAACUGCAGAUUUAAUCAAAUAUCUGGGAGCAGGUACAGCAUUAUAAUGUUUAAAUGGAAGAAAUCUAUAAUGAUAUAAAAAGAAAAUUGCACUGUAUAUUUUUUACAAAAUAAGAUACAUUUCUUAAAGGGUCAGUUUACCCAAAUAAGGGAACAAUUUAUUUACAAUAAAAGUUGUUUAAAUGUUUUUUUCUGAAGAAUAUCUACAAUAACCAGUUCCUGAAGGUUGUCAUUCUGUGAGCACCACAAAUUAAAUUCAACAUGCCUCUGCUGUAUUUGUGUGGAGGCAAAAAUCUUAUUUAAGAGGGAUAUCACAAAUACUGGUCAAAUAAACCCCAACCAACUGCAUGUUUAGACACAAUGGGUAAGAAUGAAAAAUGUUUUUCUUUUAAUUAAGUUAAAGUUCAGAUAUUUACAAGUCUGUCUUGUUAAUUAAUGGCUUUACACUGGUUCCAGUUGGGUACUCCAUAUGCUUAGUACUGUACUAUUAUAAAGUUGGGGGACUUGUGAGAGACUGAUUAAAAAAAACAGGCAGCAAAAUUCUGACUUUCAGUCCCUACAAUAAUGUAAGACAAGCUUCAAAAAUAAUACUAGAUUCUUCGCUUCUCAUAAUGCAACUUGAUAGCAUCUUUCAUAAGAAUUCUGUGGCAAACGCCCACAUCUUUCAAACUCCACACCCACGGUUUGAACACAGGAAAAUUCACAAUCUUUUUGAAGAUGUAUUACAGAUCAGUGAUGAAUGCCAGACUUUGCAGGAAACAUUUCUACAAAUCAAAGAGACAUUUCACUAAGUAGUAGUAUGUUAACCAAGUCUUUUUAUUCCAUUUUAAUACUAUCUAUUUUCUUUCUUCUUUUUUGAAAGGCUUGGUUUUGAUGUAUGGUAUGGAUGGAUGUUUAAAAAAAUCUAAGGCUGUAAAUAUUUUGAUGAUUUCACUUUACAGAUGUUUUUGGACAUUUAUGGUGUAAAAUAAAUGAAUUGGACAUUCAUUAAACGUCAUGGAUUUUC